This is a messenger RNA of Oikopleura dioica, 795 nucleotides long. The record is from the annotation of a GenBank genome assembly. Lineage: Eukaryota; Metazoa; Chordata; Appendicularia; Copelata; Oikopleuridae.
AUGGAGGUAAAAGAGGAGCCAACUGAAAUCAUCGAGGACCCGAGCACAACGGCGGUGAAAAUGGAGAUGGAUAGCGAAGAAGACAGCGAGCCAGAAUUUCACGUGUCAAAUAAAAACCCAGAAAAACUUCUUGAAGAGUCAGACGAUGAGGCUUCUAUUCCGCCGAAAUCAAUCGCUUCGGAGCUUGGUAUUCGUUCGAAGACUAUUUUUCAAGAAUGCAAAGAUACAGUACGACUUGCUGGGAAAGCUGCUGUGAACCUUGCGAUUGAACUUGAAAUGGCUAGAGACGACCACGUUAUCAAAAAUCACUACGAUUUUAACAGCCCAGCUUCGUACAACGGAAUAUUGACAAAAGAGAAUGCGGCUGGGAGAAAUCACUGCACGGAAAAUCACUUUUUCAAAUCGUUGCCUAAAUGGGUGAUAAAACAACUUCAACAGCCAAACUUGCUUCCCGUUAUUUACAAAUUCAACGGCCCUAGUGAUCUAUCACUUGCCAAAGGGAACCCUUUUGGAUCUAUUGCGGUAGCCUUUCUCAUCAGCCAGAUAGGCCUAUACGACGUUAUUGGGCCAAAAGCAUUCGUGUCCGGCUUCAAUCAGCUCUAUCGAACAAUGUUCACCAAGCCACCAGGAGCACCAGAAGAAACAUUACCUCCAGAACACCCCGUACGAAGAUUUGACUGUCUUUCUUUGGAUGAAAAUGAAAAAGUAGAGUUCUUGGAAAACGAAAGCCGAUGCGCGCUUUAUAAAUCGCAAUGUUUCACCUUUGUUUCUGCAUUGAGUUCAGACUCAGAUUAA